CCCAGAAUGCAGCGGGGCCCUGACGCCUGUAGACACGCAGAGGAAGCGGGUGCGCAUGCGCAGUGGGCGGGCGGUGGUUGCAAGAGGAUCCUGGCUGCUUUCUGAAAGGUUGGGCAGGCAGCGGGGCUGGGAGUUCUCCUUGCGGUCCGAGUUUUGGUGGAAAACAAAAGCUGUUUGGCCAGUCCUGCUGAACAUUUCGACAAGCUGCUGGCUCCUAUCCUUCUAGAGUGAUGGCACUCCCCUUCCUGAAAGACUUGGACAAGUAUAAAGACCUUGAUGAAGAUGAGAUCCUGGGGAAGUUGUCAGAGGAAGAGCUGAAGCAGCUGGAAACUGUUUUGGAUGAUCUGGACCCGGAGAAUGCGCUGUUGCCUGCAGGAUUCCGGCAAAAGGACCAAACUUCCAAAAAACCCUCUGCUCCUUUUAACAGGGAGAAACUCCUUUCCUUCUUGGAAAAGCAAGCACUGGAGCUGAAAGACGUGGAAGAUUAUGUCCCCUACACAGGAGAAAAGAAAGGGAAAGUCUUCAUCCCCAAACAGAAGCCAGUACAGACGUACAUGGAAGAAAAAGUGACUCUUGAUCCGGAAUUGGAGGAAGCGUUGACAAGCGCGACUGACACCGAACUUUGCGACCUGGCAGCUAUCCUUGGAAUGCACAACUUGAUAAGCAACUCUCAGUUCUGCGAUAUUGUGGGAAGCAGCAACGGAGUCAGCAAUGAAGGUUUCUCAAACGUAGUCAAAGGUGAAAAGAUGGUUCCUGUCUUUGAUGAGCCUCCAAAUCCAACAAACGUGGAGCAGAGCUUGCAGAGGAUUAAAGAGAACGAUCCUCGGCUCGUCGACGUUAACUUGAACAACAUAAAGAACAUUCCAAUUCCGACGUUGAAAGAAUUUGCCAAGGCACUGGAGAGAAACACCCACGUGGAGAGUUUUAGUCUCGCGGCCACGCGGAGCAACGACCCUGUUGCAGUUGCCUUUGCGGACAUGCUCAGGGCGAACAAAACACUGAAGAGCCUCAAUGUUGAGUCCAACUUCAUCACCUCCGCAGGGAUCCUGGCGCUGGUGGAUGCGCUAAGAGAGAAUGAAACCCUCACCGAGAUCAAAAUUGAUAACCAGAGGCAGCAGCUGGGGACCCCGACGGAAGUGGAGAUCGCAAAGAUGCUUGAGGAAAACACCAAGAUCCUUAAAUUUGGGUAUCACUUCACGCAGCAGGGACCACGGACAAGAGCAGCCAAUGCCAUCACGAAAAAUAACGAUUUAGUCUGGAGCAUAGCAUUUCUGCAAAUCCUGCCUUUCCAUCUCUUCAGCCCUGAAACUUCUGACGCGGGUUAUUGCAAAUGCCUGUUUGGGUUCUGAGCACUGCAAGAGAAACUGCUUGUUAAACUCUCACAGUUCGCAAGAGGAGAGUGGAAGGAGACCAUCCGUAAAUCAAAUGUGCGAGACGCGGAGGACGCGGAGCUCCCCGCCCACAUCUGCUUGGCUUGGGCUUCCACAACCCCGAGAUUUCUUCUUACCUGGGUAGAAGGGAAAAGACUGGAAUUGCCAUUCCUCUUUGUUUGUUUGCUCCUUUUGUGUCUUUGGGACUUGUAUGUGGUAAAAUUAUAUUGUUAUACGUGAUAUCCAACGCCUGAAUAUUUUAUGACCCCAUCUUAACCAAGAUAGCUUCUCGAAAAACCCAUUUUCUUUCCACACUUGGGGGAGAUGCCUUCCAGAAUGAUAAGCACCAAUGCUAAAAUCUGUGUUACGAGCAAUGGGUUUUGGAAAUAUUUUUGACGUCUUACUUCAUCUGCCCUGUUUAUAUACAGUGAUGCGGCUGAUACUAGACAGCAGAUACUUCCAUCAUUCCUUAAAUACUCAGUGUUUUCUCCGUACGGAAAUUACGCUUGACGUUUCUUAUUUGUGUUUGUAUAUAAGAGAAGAGGAUUCCACUUCACGGGACUGCUUUUGCUCGCUUUUUGCCUUCUUGGGGAUAAGCUACGUUGACUAAAAAGGAGAUGGGUUGCUUAAGCCUUUGCAAGGAAGGGCUUGAGUUUUAUUAUAUUUCCCCUGUUAGUUUGCAGAAAAUCACAUUUCAGGUUUUUUGCUUCUUUGUGUCUGAACUGGAUGUAUUUAUAGACCUCUCUUUUUCGGUGUCCUUGGUCUUGUGUUGGCCUAUGUUGCCUUAGUAUUUAAAGUUGGAGGGAAAAUGCUAUAAUAUCUAUGGCAUUCCUCUUCCAUUCCACUGAUCAGAUAACAACUCAAAACUACCUUAAAACAAAACGAAUAAGACUGUUGUCCUUUGAUUGGGUACUUGAUGUGUUGCAAGUUGCGUCGAAACCAUAUCGUUGGAAAAAUCGUUCUGUUGGACAACGGCUCACAGCAUCCCCUAGAUAAGCAGAUUCCGGGAAUUGUAGUCCAAGCAGUGCCUUUGUCCUGCUCUGGAUGGGCAGGAAUGUCUUGUGGGCAACGCCGGUGCUAAAACUAACUCAAACCAAAGCAUGAGAGAUGCUUGAACUGUGUUACACCGUCGGAAACCAAGCAUGGGGGAAUCCGUGUAUCCAUCGCAGUGGUUGCAGCAUGAUCUUUCCUAUUUAGUGCAGCUUGGGUGGCAACUUCGGGAUCCAAGGAUGUUAGUUCUGUAUGUGUAUCCUUCGGAGAAUAAUAUUAUAAUUUCUUAAAUGCCUAACGUAAUCUAAAAGUUACCAGAAGAGAUGAAAACACAAGCAAUUAGUAGAUGUUAUUUGAAGUAGAAGGGAUAUUUGUCAAGUCAACCCAUUCUGUUGUCGAAGGCUUUCAUGGCUGGGAUCACAGGGUUGUUGUAUGUCUUUCAGGCUGUGUGGCCAUGUUCCAGAAGUAUUCUCUCCUGACGUUUUGCCCACAUCUAUGGCAGGCAUACCUCACAACCUCUGAGGAUGCCUGCCAUAGAUGUGGGCGAAACGUCAGGAGAGAAUACUUCUGGAACAUGGCCACACAGCCCGAAAGACAUACAACAACCCUCAGCCCAUUCUGUUGGUGUUCUACUUCCCAGUAUGAAAAGUUUCAGUUGAGUAUUAAAGCAGAGUGGGAAUUGUGCAGCCUUCCAGAUGCUAUGUGCGGCAAAUCCCAGCCGCUCUAUAAACAGUAUAGCAAAUGUUGAAAAAUACUGGGAAUUGCAAUCCAACAACUUCUAAAUGCUCAUCACUAGGAGCAAGUUCUGCGGACAUUCCAGAAAGAAAACGAAUGGCAAAAUAUUGAAUUGCAUAAUUAAAAUAUUAAUAUUGAAUUGCAUAAUUAAAAUAUUGAUAUUGAAUUACAUGAUUAAAAUAUUUUUCCAGUAAGAAGAGCAAGGGGCAACAAAAAUGAAUUGGUGGGUUUGACCACACUGUCUUAGGAGAAGCAGGCCUAACAGCUCGGAUUAGCCAACAAGGGGUUAUGGGCCCAGCGUGCUUCCACUGCACAACUCUGCUAUAUUUCUGAUGGAAUGACUCCAACUGAGGGCCCAUAACCCUUUGUUGGGGAAUCCAAGUUUUUAGGCUUAAGAUAACCCUCAGUUGGGUGAUUCCAUCGUAAAUAUAGCUGAGUUGUGCAGUGGCACAUUUUUGUUGGCCCUUGCUCUUCUUACUGGAAAAAUAUGUCCUCCAUAACACAACAAACUAUUUAAUAGCAUCUAUAGCCAGGGCUCCUUCUGGAUUGGUCACUAGCAUCCUAAAGUUACCAACUAUGUCUUAGGAGAAGCAGGCAUCCGUCAUCCCCGUUUGGUCCAUAACAAAGCAAACUGAAGCAAAAUUUCACCAUGGAAGAAUUCUGCAAAAUGUUGUUUUGUGCUUUCAAGUCAUUUCUGACUUAUAGUGACAUAUCAGACGGGUUUCUCGGCACAGUUGGUUCAGAAGAGCCUUGAUGUUGUCUGCGGCCGAGAGAGUGUGAUUUGCCAAGGUUACUCAGUGGGUUUCAUGUCCGAACGGGGAUUUGAACACAACUCUUAUACUCCAACCACUACACCUCAAUAUUUCCCUCUUCGGAAUGGGCGACAAGGAUGCCCAAACAAUUGCACGUUCUGUUCAUGCACAUUAUUAUUAUUUCACUUUUCCGUUGGGAGUGAAAGCUUUAAAGUCAGGACGUUAUUUUCUCUCUUUGAGGCUUGCAUUUAAGGCACAUAAACAUAACCCUACCUAUUUGUUGAUUCAGUUUCCCAAGAGGCGAACUUCUGUCCAUUUUCGCGGACAAACGGUGGCUCUUCGUUGGAGAAGGGAAUUUGCUUCUUUAGAACAAACCUCCUAUUUUUGUUGAUUGUCUUUAGCUUCCGAUGUUAAGACCCCCCAAUAGAAUGAUUCCACAUUAUAUUAUGAAAUAAUGUGCUUACUAUUAAUACUGUUUACAAAUGUUUAUCUUCUCUUACGAUUUUUGAUACAAAUAACGCUGUUCGUAAGCUGCAAAAAUAAAGCUGUGGUCCGAUCUGGUUGGCAUUUCCGUCAAAGAGGCGGGGAUGGACGUUUUUGCAGUAAGUUGUCAGCUCUGUAUGCUGCCAUUAUUGUAAUAAAAGUAUCCAAAUGGUA
Messenger RNA from Anolis carolinensis (green anole), 4504 nucleotides. Its product is annotated as tropomodulin-3. The transcript has 11 exons. Gene Ontology annotation, cellular component: cytoskeleton; striated muscle thin filament; myofibril. NCBI's taxonomy places the organism in Eukaryota, Metazoa, Chordata, Lepidosauria, Squamata, Anolidae. Gene Ontology annotation, biological process: myofibril assembly; pointed-end actin filament capping; actin filament organization. The record is from RefSeq and is a predicted model, not a curated record. Bases 231 to 1349 code for a protein of 372 amino acids. Gene Ontology annotation, molecular function: tropomyosin binding.